AUGUGGGGAACUGGGGUCACGGCCGAGGGCCUGUCGGUGGCGCCGGCGCCGCCACCACUGCUGCCGCUGUUGCUGCUGCUGGCGCUGGCGCUGGUGGCGCCCUCGCGGGGCGGCGGGGGCUGCGCGGAGCUGGCGUGCGGCGAGCGGGAGCGCUGCUGCGACGCGGCCAACGCCACGGCAGUGCGCUGCUGCAAGCUGCCCCUGCAUGCCUUCCUCGACAACGUGGGCUGGUUCGUGCGCAAGCUCUCCGGGCUGCUCAUCCUGCUCGUACUCUUCGCCAUCGGCUACUUUCUGCAGCGCAUCAUCUGCCCCAGCCCCCGCAGGUACCAGCGCGGGCAAGCGCGGCCCGGGCAGGCACGGUCGGGGCAGCCGGGGGGCGGCGGGCUGCCGGGAGCCGCGGAGCCGCCCGACGACGACGACUCGCCCGCUCUACUGCGGGACGAGGCUGCCGCCGGCUCUCAGGACUCGCUGCUGGACAGUGGCAGCGGUGGUCGAGGGCGGGGAGGCGGCGGGUUCUCGGUCCCUUCCUGCGCCUCGGAGCACGAACUGCGGUUAGUCUCGCCGGCCUUCCUGCAGCUGCCCAGCUACGAGGAGGUCAAGUACCUGCCAACCUACGAGGAGUCCAUGAGGCUGCAGCAGCUCAGCCCCGGGGAGGUCGUGCUGCCCGUGUCGAUGCUUGGCCGCCCUCGAAGCGGCAGCACCGGGGAGCACGACGGCGGCGAGGGCCGCUUCCCGCUUAUUUGA
This is a messenger RNA of Molossus molossus (Pallas's mastiff bat), 744 nucleotides long. It is a transcript of the gene CUNH3orf80, whose product is annotated as chromosome unknown C3orf80 homolog. The record is from RefSeq and is a predicted model, not a curated record. The transcript has a single exon. Bases 1 to 744 code for a protein of 247 amino acids. Lineage: Eukaryota; Metazoa; Chordata; Mammalia; Chiroptera; Molossidae.